This is a messenger RNA of Mytilus californianus (California mussel), 4260 nucleotides long. RefSeq lists its product as uncharacterized. The record is from RefSeq and is a predicted model, not a curated record. The transcript is spliced from 5 exons. Bases 153 to 2858 code for a protein of 901 amino acids. NCBI's taxonomy places the organism in Eukaryota, Metazoa, Mollusca, Bivalvia, Mytilida, Mytilidae.
AAUAAAUAGUUCACAGAGACAAGACAGAACAGAAAAUAACUGGUUUUAAAUCUUUAUAUGUGUCGGUUGGUAUAUAUAUGUUGGAGGAAAGACCCCCUUGGAAUCCUGAUUGAGAUAAAAUAUUCACAAAAGACAAGGCUGAAAAGAAAGAUAUGGCUUUGUCGACAGAGGCUAAAGAGCAGGAUAACUUCUUGAGAUAUAUGAUUAUGAUAGUUGAUCAUUCGAAAGAAGCAUUACAAGAUCUUGUUAAAUUAGAUUUAAAAAACAAAAAUCUUACCUUCGAAGAAUUCCUCAACAAGAACCAGCAUGAAAUCUACCAUUUAUGCUACGAUUCAAAAUGUUGUCAGUGUCACAAUUUACCGCCCAGAAGAAAACGAAUCAUAUUUCCUUCUCAGUUGGAAUUAUUGUUCGAUAAAUACAAAAAAUUACCUCCGCAUAAGGGGAUUGGACACAACGAUUACUGCUGUACAUAUGCAAUAGCUGGUAUCACUUCGCAAGUGUUAGAUCUUUCACUUGCACGAUGUUUGUUGGUGAAUUGUUGUUUAGAUGUUUUUUGGUACACCUGUUUAAACGCUCAAGGGCAAACAUUAGAACAAUUUCUUAAUCGUAACAAGCAUACCAUUUACCAUCUCUGUAAAAACAAUCAAAACUGUUGUCAGUGUCCACCUGGAUAUAUUUUCCCAUGUGAUGGUCCAAUUAUCGAUGAAAAUAAAUGGAAAGGUAUGUUCAGAUCCGUCUUGUUGCCUUGCAUCAACGACAGGAAACUAUCAUCAACAGGAACAACCAGUGUUUGUUCCGUUGCAGCAAAGUCAGGAAUAGAUGUGAAAGACAUACAUCCUGAAAUUCAAGGACUGAUUCUCAAGUGGUGCUGUUCAGUUAGAAUCAGUGUUGAAAAAUUAGUCGAAUGUAGAAAUUUGAACUUUGGUCACGCCUCAAAUGCCAAACUGUCAGAUAACAAAUUCGAGGACUUAUCAAAAGAGACCGAAGAAUGCAUUCUUGAUAUUGCUCGUACUUGUGGAAAAACACUUGAAGUCAAAAACGCUAUCAGUCAUCUUCGUUCUAGGCCUUUAGACGCACGCUUAUGUUCCCAUUAUCAAAAUAUCCUUCUUGAGAACAUCAACAGAAAUGAAACUAUAAAUGAGAAUGUCAUAUCAGAACACCAAAAGACAAGAGAAAAGGUAUCUUGUACGCUAAAAAAUUUAGAAGACAGAAUAAAAUCAUUAGAGACGUCAUCUAUAGAAAAUAGAAUAGAAUUAAACGAUUUAAGGAAACUAUUAACAGAUAAUUCCAAAAGAUCUAGGCUUUUAGAUCAAACAUCAGCUGAAAUUGAAAUCCACGAAAGAAACGGCAAAUACUUAGAAGUAGGAGCCGUUAGACAUUGUGUCCAGUUAUUAGAGAGCAGGAAUGUUGUGGUAUUGUCUGGCAGGGAGGGCAGUGGCAAAAGUAGAAACGGUCUAGAAAUACUGAGGCAGCUCAAAGGACAAAAUAGAGACUUUGAGGUUUUCAAAUUGAUAGGACUUAAUUAUGUUUAUGACAUUUUUAAAUCUAAUGUGACAAGUAUUGUAUUUAUUGAUGAUGCAUUCGAUAAAACUAGUGAACAAUAUUCUUACGAUAAACACAUUCUCGAUCACUUAUACUCAAACAUAAGUCUAAAUAAGGUCAAGUUUAUUUUUACAAUGAGAAACACUGUAAAACAUGCAAACCAAAAGAUAUUAACAACUCACAUAUUAUUUCAUGAUUUGGUUGAUAUUGAUCUUAAUUCAGAGCAAUUUGAGUUAACAAGCGUAGAAAAAGAAAAUAUGUUAACUAAACGUUGUAUCAUGAAUACCAUUAUGAUAUCCAAGGGAGAGGAUGACGAGACAGGUCAACCAGUGUUAAUUGAAGCUGACAGGAAUCAGACAGAGGCUGGAGUGCUAGAUCGAACUGUUGUAGUUCUUAAGAGAGACUUACUUAAUGAAAUAAUCCAAACUGAUCCUUUUCUUGGGUUUCCGGAGUGCUGUCGAAUGUUCACUGAGAUCAGAAACACCACUGCUGCUUUAGAUGCUUUUUGCUUUAAGUGGCCUCCGCCUGUUUUGGUUAAUGAUAUUGAACAAUUGCGAAUGGAAGGAAAGGAUAACUACAUAAGUGGACUAAAGUAUGUAACAUUGAUUUAUUUACUAACACUCGGUAAAUUUGACAAUUUAAAAAAUAUUUGUGGAUUAGCCAAAAAGAACAUCAAUGUAGAGACUUGUAAACAAAUAUAUGAUGAAUGUUAUACAUUGAACCAGUCGAAUGUUGCAAUACAGUUAUCUGAUAUAGACCAUGUAUGUAAGAUAUUAAUAGAUCGCUAUCUUGUUAACAGAGAUGGGAUUUACUACUUUCAGCAAAAAGCCGUAAAAGAUAGUGUCCUCAUUUCUUACAGCAAGAUUAACCUGAAGGCAAUCAUACCACUGCUUACGCUCGACCACAUCGUAGAUUUAGUUUGCCUCCAAAGCUACAUGGAACACGAUGAUGAGAUUGUUAUAAAAAUAUCAAAAGAUCAUUAUAAGGAACUGGCCAAAAAAAUAGUUAUAUUAAUGAAUAGUGUAUGCUCGUAUCACGAGAGAGAUUUUGAUAGAAUGACACAAUCCAAACUUAUGAGAGAAAAUGAUGUAAAUUUUAUUAGUCAAUUGAUUCUUUGUUUAUGCAAUGAAAAUGAUACCUUGUUAUCGCCAUUAUCAUUGCACUUGCGUAGUUGCAUUACUCCUAGCUUCGUUUUAUAUGUACUCAGAACUUCAGGAAAUCACUUAAAUUAUAAUGAUAGAUCGAUAUCAGUUCGAAUUGAUGAUAAAAUUUUGAUCUUACCAGUAUAUCCAAAUUUAUUUAGAAAUCGGUUUUAGAUCAAAGUAAAACAAAAAAUAGCUAAAUGGUUUUUAAAUUAUACCAACCGUUCACUGUUAGAUUUUAAUCUAAUAUUGGUCAAAAAGCAUAUUUAUAGUCCUCCAAAAUACAGGAAGUUGCUCUUAGAAAAUGUAAAACAUGAUGUGAUUGAUAUGACUCAGUUAUUUAUUAAUGUAUGAUUCACCUGUUUCACCAAAUGAAAAAACAACAGUAGAUUGGAUGACGGAUACUGUUGAUAACUCUUUAAUAGAUUAUGAUAAAUGUAUUAAAGAAAUGAUCCGUGAUAAUAGGGAAGUACACUGAACUGAUAUUGUAUAUAUUAAAGAAGGUUAACCACAAAUGGAUGGAUAUCAAUAAAGUUGUAAAAACGUGUUCUAAAUAUGAAGACAUACUCGAAUAGGUGUUGCAGACAUUUUCUUUAUAUUAUCUGAAAAAAAGUCUUAAUCAACAUUACAAUUGAUAAAUAAAAAGAACCAAUAAAACGUUUUGAUAUUACUAAAAUGGAUGGCCAUUGUUUGAAUUGUCUGGCUUAUGACAAAAUUGUACAACAUAUUGUUUUACAGAAACCUAGCAUUAGAUGUUCCAAUAUGAACAGCGUGUGGUGUUGCUAAUAAAAGAAAAUGUCAAUUCAGUUUAGAAUUGUUAUUUAAACAUGGUAUUGACAAAUCAGCCAAUAUAGAUAACAUUAUAAGAUUUAUUUCAACGUUGAUAUAAUGAGAAAAACAAUAAAGAUGAUGAAUAUUGCAAAAAAAUUAUUCUACUCAUAAUUAAAUUAUAUCUAAGCUAUACCGACACAUUAUAUAAAAAAAAAAAAAAAAAAAAAAAAAAACAUUUGAAAUUGGAUUCCACCAUGGCGUCGAAGAAAUAAUUUGGACACAUUUGAUAACUAUCAUAUUAUCUUAAUGAUUAAUUGCUGUUUCACCGGUGCUAAGGUACGGUGAUUUAUAUGUUUUUAAAAACGCAAAGAUAAAUCUGUUACUUUUUCAUUAAAUACAUACAAAUGUCGUUGACCUAUAUAGGUUAAUGAAAGCAGUAAGUCGAAUAUGUCAUUCACCGGCGCUAGCUGUACGAUUCAAAAUUUGAACAUAACUGCUGUGUUAUUAGAGCCGUGCAAAUAUCAUAGGUGCGAUAUUGUUCAAUGGAUAAUUGAAACGUUUGAUCAAAAUAAACGUUUACUAUAACCGGAGACCAAAACAGGCAUUUACUGAAAAGUAUUGAUAAAAACCAUGUCGACAUGGAGCAUGCAACUACUUGUUUAUACUCGAUAUUGAUGCUCCUGAGUAAAACAAGGAGAAUGCAGAUACAAAUAAAUGUUCAAAACUUGUAAUCAAUCAAUAAACUUUGUAUUAAGAUCAAAUUGUCGGAUUACAUUUUAACAAUUAAAGUUUUGAAUAUUAAUAA